This is a messenger RNA of Auxenochlorella protothecoides, 891 nucleotides long. RefSeq names its product Protein RKD1. Lineage: Eukaryota; Viridiplantae; Chlorophyta; Trebouxiophyceae; Chlorellales; Chlorellaceae. Gene Ontology annotation, molecular function: DNA-binding transcription factor activity. The coding region runs from base 1 to 891 and encodes 296 amino acids. The record is from RefSeq and is a predicted model, not a curated record. The transcript is spliced from 3 exons.
AUGUCUGCCAAGCUUACCACACACAGCACUUGCUCUUCCGAGGGCGCGGAAGACGCCGUCCCUAUGGUUUCCAUCAGGACCCAUCGGGGCAGCGGGGAGCGCCAGGUGACUCUGGAAGACCUCAAGCGUGUGGCACACCUCAGCCAGGAGCGUGCAGCAGCCGCCCUGAAUGUGGGUAACACCCGCUUCAAGUCAGCCUGUAGGGAGCUGGGCAUGCGGGGCUGGCCAUACCGCAAGAUCAAGUCGGUCCGGAGCCUGCUGUACGCCAUCCAGAAGGAGCCAGACUCUGUGCACCCGGACAUCUGGCCUGCGAUUCUCUGGCGUCUGGACCGGCUGGUCGACCACCACUUCCACAACCCCACCGAGCCCCUGACCGAGGAGUUCAAGGUGCUGCGCCAGGCGGCAUACAAGCGGAGGCACGGCCAGAAGCGGAGGAGCGGCGACGGCGCCGCCGCCUGCUCCAGCUCCGAGCACUGCCUCGACGAGGACCUGGGUGCCGCGCUGCCUGCUGGGCAUCUGCCGGUAGGCCAGGCCCCGUGCACGGGGUACCAGGCGUUCGAGGACUCGGCGCAGUCGCCAUGCACCCCCCCCAACGCCAGGGAGAGGGCCCUGCGCAGGCUUGGACCCGCCGGCGAGGUCACGCAGGAGGGAGUGGCGGAGUCGGGGCCUGGGCCGCGUCCGGAGCCUCCCUCUGCCGACGCUUGUCCGCACGCCGGCCAAGGGGUGGCAGGGACACCGGUGUGUCAGCUGCUCCCUGCCGCCCUUCCUUCCCCAUCAGCACCCGACCUGUGGUGCUCGCUGACGUGGACCAGCGGCCUGGAGUUUGCACCUGUGCCCGACGAGGCCCGUGAGGAUCUGGAGGAUGUGUACGCUCAGACCGCAUCCUCCUGA